AAUAGGAGAAUCGCAUUGUGUCACCUGCCAAAGGAGAAGAGUUACAUUCUACAACAGCUCAAACUGAAGAUGAUCGUGAUACAGAAAAGGAAAAUCAAGGAUCGGAUAACUUUGAAUAUCAAUAUGAUGUGAAACUAAAAACUGGGAUGCAGACCACUGAUUUAGGCAAUAAUCACGAGAGGGAGAAGAAGAAAAUUGGUGCGCAUAUCCUUAAUUUAAGUGAUGAUGAGAGAGUGAAUAAGAGAAUCAGAAGGUAUGCACCUGUAGAAACAGAACAAAAUGAAUGUAUUGUAUGGGUCCACUUGGAGACAUCAGGGGACCCUAUAAAAUGUCAAUGCUCAAGCAAUAUAAUGAAUUAGCUGCUCCAUUUGCUAACAAGUUCAAAGUUUGGAAGAUAGGCCAGUGUGAAAAAGAUAGAGUGUCGUUGCCAGGUGCUUGUUGCUUAGUCUCCACAAUUAGCACUAGCCUGCUUUCUCUCUUUCUUCAAGCACAAGCAGUUCGCACUAGCCCUUCUUUCAGAAGCAAAAGCAAUUGGCGAUUGGCAGAAUAUGGAGUACAUGUAUCAAGUAGUUUUACUUGGAUUACAAAGUAUUAGUAAUAUGAAAGAGGUACCUGUAUAUGUAUUUUUGUUA
This is a messenger RNA of Spinacia oleracea (spinach), 632 nucleotides long. RefSeq lists its product as uncharacterized. NCBI's taxonomy places the organism in Eukaryota, Viridiplantae, Streptophyta, Magnoliopsida, Caryophyllales, Amaranthaceae. Bases 284 to 595 code for a protein of 103 amino acids. The record is from RefSeq and is a predicted model, not a curated record. The transcript is spliced from 2 exons.